This is a messenger RNA of Polypterus senegalus (gray bichir), 1254 nucleotides long. Its product is annotated as meiosis 1 associated protein. The transcript has 8 exons. Bases 46 to 1254 code for a protein of 402 amino acids. Lineage: Eukaryota; Metazoa; Chordata; Cladistia; Polypteriformes; Polypteridae. The record is from RefSeq and is a predicted model, not a curated record. Gene Ontology annotation, biological process: meiosis I; male meiosis chromosome separation; spermatogenesis.
UUCAAGCAUGCUAUAGAAGACGGCGUGUUACAGUACAAGCAAUAUAUGUGUCAUGUGAGUGCUGGAGGUUCUGUCAACAGCUGCUCAGUUGAGAUAACAUUGUUGACCAGUCAGCCUGGCAAGCAAAUUGUGAAGCAGUUGAAAGAAGGACUCCAGGAUACUGACCUUGUUAGUCUCCGUAAACUUCAGGUAGUCCAUUUGUCCAAUACCUCUACUCGUCCGCUAAUGGAUAUGAACGGGAGUCCUCCGAUAUUGUCUGGAGAAGUUGAAGACACUGAUGUAAGCAGUAUCCUAGGGACUGAAAUUGAAUUACAGACUCUGGAGAAUGAUGAGCAAACUUUGGAGAGUUUCUUCAAAGCAUGGCUGCAUGAUCAUAAUUCUGACAGGGAGCACCUUCAUCUGCUAUUACCACCAGCACUCCAAGAUGGAAGACAUAGUUCAACAUGUCUGAAAUGUGACAUUCAAGAGCGACUUUUGAGCCCAAGUCUGCUACAAGAAGCCACAGACUUUACUUUAAGAACCGAGCGAAUAGGAAAUAUCUAUCAGUCUAAUAAAGGAUAUUUGUUAAGGCAGUCUGUUACACAGCUCAGAAUCAUCAAAGCAGUGAAAUUAGAAGGGGUGUGUGAGUCUGUGUUUUUUGGACUUCCUGUUGUCAUCAGACCCACAAACUGCUGGCAGCUGGACUGGGAAGAGCUGGAGUUAAACCAGCAAAACUUUCAUGCGCUCUCCUACAUUAUGAGGAUGCAAGACUGGCUCCUUUUAGCUCGUUGUGAUACUCAGGGCAUGGUUCAAAGCUGGAAUGGGCCAGUUUCUACUUACUACAUUCUGCAACCUUCCACCUCUCUUACUUUACUGAUGAAGCCUAUUGCUGUUCGGGAGUUGAUUCUUCCAUGUCAUCUGCCUGUGGUUGAGCAGAAUCCACCAGAGCAUAUCCUAAGCAAGAUACAGAGUUCACUAGAUACACUGGAAGUGGACCUUGCAUAUAACCCACUGUCUGUGAAGAGCAACUUGUAUAAGCACCUACAAAAUAUAUUGAUUAAAACACCACACAAGCAGCAGCCACGGAUCAGAGACUCCCGAAUUGUACAGCAGGCCUCUGCUCGUCAGCCCAACCGUCAGAAUCAGAACAGAGUCAAAGCCACUGUAGCUCCACUUCAGUCAGCUGGCAAGAGCUUCAGGCCAGUGGUGAAUAUGAACAGCUCUUAUAAUCUUAUUGCUUCUUCAGAUGAUGAUGACCUUUUUAGUGGACUGUAG